Antrostomus carolinensis (chuck-will's-widow) is the source of this 683-nucleotide messenger RNA. RefSeq names its product tight junction protein ZO-2-like. The transcript is spliced from 2 exons. The record is from RefSeq and is a predicted model, not a curated record. The annotation marks the transcript as partial. Gene Ontology annotation, biological process: cell-cell adhesion; cell-cell junction organization; establishment of endothelial intestinal barrier. Lineage: Eukaryota; Metazoa; Chordata; Aves; Caprimulgiformes; Caprimulgidae. Gene Ontology annotation, molecular function: cell adhesion molecule binding. Gene Ontology annotation, cellular component: bicellular tight junction; plasma membrane.
AGAAAAUGACCGGGUGGUCAUAGUUAACGGGACCCCAAUGGAAAAUGUUCCACAUUCUUUUGCAGUCCAACAGCUUAGGAAAAGUGGAAAAGUGGCCACCAUUGUAGUGAAAAGACCAAGGAAAGUGCCGGCUGCUGCACUGAGGAGAAGCCCCUCCCUUGACUAUGAGGACAGAGCUUUAGAUGUAAUGGAUGACCACGCAGAAUUUGAUGGCAAAAGUGCUCGAAGUGGCUAUAGUGACAGAAGUUGGCAUACUGGUAAUGGAGGGCGCAGCCAAAGCUGGGGAAACAGCCUGGAUCAGAGCUACCGAGAAGAACAAGGCAGAGGCCGUCACCGAAGCAGAGACCGCGACCGGGAGUGCAGCUACAGCCGUGACCGGAGUCGUGGCAGGAGCGUCGACAGGAGCUUGGAUCGAGACUAUAGAAGAGAUCGGAGCCGAGGAAGGAGCGUCGACAGGGAUGGUGGCUAUGAACGGGACUACAGAGGAAACUACAGCCCACCCAGUUAUACUCAUGGAUCUCAACCUGAUCCUAGAUAUGGGAGGGAAGUGAGGAGUCGAAGUCGGGACAGGCUUCGUUCCCGAAGUCCUUCGCCUGAAAUACACCAUCAACAGGAGUACCAAGGAUCGCAGGAUCAGAAUGGACCCAUCAGUGUUCUCUUAACAAAAGGCAGACAUAAUGAAG